AUGAGAAUGCUUCUUGGUCUCUUGUUUCUCCUCUUGGCCGUACCCAACUAUUCAAGUGCAACUUAUUGUCUAUGCAGAGAUGGAGUAGGAGAGAAAGAGCUACAAACAUCAAUAGAUUAUGCAUGUGGAGCUUUAGCAGAUUGUAAUCCAAUCCAUGAUAAAGGUCCUUGUUACCAACCAAACAAUAUCAAAAGCCAUUGUGAUUGGGCAGUCAAUAGCUAUUUCCAAAGAUCUGGUCAACUCCCUGGAAGCUGUAAUUUCUCGGGAACUGCUACUACAAGCCCAAAUCCUCCUUCAACUGUGGUUACUGGUUGCAUCUAUCCUUCAAGCCCUGGAACUGCAGGGACAACCCCGACGACCGGAGCUCCUCCGGGAACACAGACGUUUCCGGGACCUCCUGCAUUUGGUCCGACCGGAAAUAUAUUUCCUUCAGGGAAUAAAGAAGCUUCUUGGAGUUUGUUUGUUUCAAUAGCACUCAAACUUGGUUUCUCCGUCAUUGCGUUACUAUAA
This is a messenger RNA of Arabis nemorensis, 510 nucleotides long. NCBI's taxonomy places the organism in Eukaryota, Viridiplantae, Streptophyta, Magnoliopsida, Brassicales, Brassicaceae. The record is from the annotation of a GenBank genome assembly.